AUGAGCAACCUCAAACUCAUAGAGCUGCCGUAUAUUGCACAAACUCGCACUCUGGAUAUUUUUACUCCGCUCCGCCAUCCCAAUAGAAAGUCCAGUGAACGCGGCAUGAAUACGAACAAGGACGAAGAAAACCAAUCUUCUCCGGCUGUCUCGAAUGAGGCUAUCCGCCAGGUCUUCGAAGACUUUUUCCGCCAAUGCGACUUCCAUUAUGAAGAGGUGCCAUACGACACAGACCUCCAUAACCUGUGCAUCAACGAAGCUCGAAAUAAAGGCUAUCCAAUCGAUGCUUCUGCAGGGAAUUACUCAAUCCUGAAGGCCCUUCCAGUCGGAGUUGUUCUGGCCUCAACUGCAUAUGGUCAUCUGAGGAACAGAGAGCUUCAAGUAUUCAUCGCACUGUACACGGCAUUUUUAGGCCAGAUUGACACAUACUUUGCUCACGACAUUGCCGGAAUCGACCAUUUCACUCGUCGCUUUGUCUCGGGAAAUCAACAAGCCAACGAGCUGCUCGAGUCUUUGGCAUCCUUUCUGCGCAGCGUCUACGACCAUUAUACAGGAAUUCAAGCGAACAUCAUUAUUGCCUCUGCCUUGAAUUUCAUGACUUCCAUGGUAUUAGAGUACAGAACUCAAGGGAUGAAGCUAUCCACGGCCGCUUUCGGCUACCCGACCUUUUGCAGGAUACUAUCGGGAAUAGGUGAAGCAUAUGCCUGCUUUGUAUUUCCGCCAGAUGCCGCCAUAGGCGAAUAUAUCCAGGCGUUUCCCGAAUUGACAAUGUACAUCAACUGCGUCAACGACGUCUUGUCUUUCUACAAAGAGGAGAACGCCGGUGAGACGGUCAACUAUGUCUCCAUUCAGUCUGCGUUCCGGGGGAAACCGAAACUAGCAAUCCUGAAGGACUUGGCCGAUGAUGUGGCCACCUGCCGAGACCGUGUCAGCAAAAUACUUGAGACUCAAGAAGAAGAAGUGAAGGCAGCAUUUACAGCUUUUGCUCCAGGAUUUAUCACUCUUCACAUGUCUUCGAAUAGCAGGUAUCACCUUAAUGAUUUGUUUGCUUCCUAA
Messenger RNA from Cyclocybe aegerita, 1056 nucleotides. Lineage: Eukaryota; Fungi; Basidiomycota; Agaricomycetes; Agaricales; Hemipholiotaceae. The record is from the annotation of a GenBank genome assembly.